CAAAAUGGCUGUGGGACGAAGUUAGCUGCUUGGCUAAUGUAAACACCACCCUCAGCAGACUGGAGCUGAAGCGACGACAGCGUUACUCGAUAGCUUGUUGACUCUGCGAAUGAGAGUUCUUCCCAACUUUGGUGAGAGAUGUCGAGCCAGAGGCGUGGUAUCCAUCUGGACCAAUCCGAGCUGCUUUGUAAGAAAGGAUGUGGUUUUUAUGGCAACACAGGUUGGCAGGGCCUGUGCUCAAAAUGCUGGCGAGAGGAAAAUCAGCGAGAGAAACAAAAGCAGAUUCAAGAAGACUGGGCACUUGCUGAGAGGCUGCAGAGAGAGGAAGAGGAAGCGUACGCCAGCAGAAAUCAGAAAGCCCAAUCACAGCCUUCCAUUACACCUUUCAACAAGUUUGAAGAAAGGAAAACAAAGGAAAAGUCCAGCAAAGUCAACACGGUCACAAAGUUUUUCACUCCCUCCACAAAAACACCGCCAAAAAAAGAUGCUUCUCCUUUUGAUGCUCAGGCCAGCCCAAGCCCCAGCUCUUCAGCAAGCAGGCAUUCCUCUUUAGACACUGACCACGCAACGCGGGAGUUCAUUGAUUUUCUCAAGCCUCUGAAGUCUGGCAGGGAGAUCUUCAAACAGUGUCGGGCCUUCACUGAGAGCAUGGCCUAUAAGCGGGACAUGGGUGCUGACGAGUUGUCAGAGUGUGUACAGGACUUCUACCAGAACCUCUCAGACCGCCUCCACACUCAAUUUAAAGGUUCGUCAGAGCAUGUAGAGAGUGUUAUGGAUGAAGUAGAGAAGUACAUGAUGACCCGUCUCUACAAGGAAGUCUUCUGUCCUGAGACCACAGAUGACGAGAACAAAGAUCUGGCUAUUCAGAAGAGAAUCAGAGCCUUGCACUGGGUCACCAUUGAGAUGCUGUGUGUUCCUGUAGAUGAGGAGAUCCCUGAAGUGUCUGACAGUGUGGUUAAAGCCAUCACAGAUGUGAUCGAAAUGGAUUCCAAGCGUGUGCCCAAAGACAAGCUGGGGUGCAUCACUCGUUGCAGCAAGCACAUCUUCAACGCCAUCAAAGUUAGCAAGAAGGAGGCAGCGUCUGCAGAUGACUUCCUCCCCACACUCAUCUACAUUGUGCUGAAGGCAAACCCUCCACGGCUUCAGUCCAACAUCCAGUACAUAACCCGCUUCUCUAACCCCAGCAGACUCAUGACUGGAGAGGACGGUUACUACUUCACUAACCUGUGCUGUGCUGUGGCCUUCAUUGAGAAGCUGGACGGCCAGUCCCUGAAUCUGAGCUCUGAGGAGUUUGAGCUCUACAUGUCAGGCCAGGCAUCCCCCAACUGGCCUCAGGCUGCUGGAGCUUCCUCUUGCUCUCCAGGCAGUGCAGCUCUCAGUCAGGUCCACAAACGUCUGGACCAACUAACAGGGCUCGAGGAAAGGCAGGAGCGUGUCAUGGAGAAGGCUCGCCAGCUGGAGAACGACCUCAUCGACUGGACAGACGAAGUGGAGCAGAAGGUGCAGAGCGUUCUGCAGACUUUACCUCCAGAGACACAAAAUCCUACCGCAACCACAGCAACUGCGACAUCUGCAGCUUCAUCAGCAAUUGACUCUGAUAAUGUUGAGAAUGAGCUCCUGCCCCCACCACUGCAACCACAAGUGUUUGCUGGCUGAUGUGAGGAGCUCCUCACUAAAUUAAAAAAAAAAAUCCCUCUAAAUGCUUUACUCCACCCUCCCCCCUUUUCCGG
This is a messenger RNA of Scomber japonicus (chub mackerel), 1730 nucleotides long. RefSeq names its product RAB guanine nucleotide exchange factor (GEF) 1, like (gene rabgef1l). Gene Ontology annotation, molecular function: DNA binding; small GTPase binding; zinc ion binding. Lineage: Eukaryota; Metazoa; Chordata; Actinopteri; Scombriformes; Scombridae. Gene Ontology annotation, biological process: vesicle-mediated transport. Bases 139 to 1656 code for a protein of 505 amino acids. The record is from RefSeq and is a predicted model, not a curated record. The transcript is spliced from 9 exons. Gene Ontology annotation, cellular component: endocytic vesicle; cytosol.